This is a messenger RNA of Oncorhynchus nerka (sockeye salmon), 2033 nucleotides long. Its product is annotated as lamina-associated polypeptide 2, isoforms beta/delta/epsilon/gamma-like. The transcript is spliced from 6 exons. The coding region runs from base 726 to 1223 and encodes 165 amino acids. NCBI's taxonomy places the organism in Eukaryota, Metazoa, Chordata, Actinopteri, Salmoniformes, Salmonidae. The record is from RefSeq and is a predicted model, not a curated record.
CAGCCUGAACAAAGAAUAGUGAAAAAGCUCUCUGAGCAAUGAGUAUACCAGGAUUUUUCUGCAUUGAUUUGAGUCCCACUGCUUCUCUCAGACAUGUUCCAUUUGCCUGCUCUUUUCUUCCAUGUCAAUCCACUACUUUUCUGUGCUGGGAGAAGAUAUCAAAGUUCAUGUCAAUGUCGGCAGUUACAAUGUAACAGAUGAAACCAAAUGUACCAAAAAAAACUUCCAACCCAGAGGUUGAUAAACAAUGAAUCUUUGGGAAGAUUCAGCAGCCAUCCGCCACCUGCAAAGAUCAACUGGAGUUCCAGGGUUGAAAGGAAGUGGACUCACACAAUAGAUGCCCCCCUACAACCCUCUCUUUUAUCCUCACCAUCCAACACACAUUGGCACACUGCCAACUCGGAAUCUUAAGAACUCUCAUUCAAAAGAACCCCCCUUAAGAAGGGGAUUUGUUUAAAGCCAGGACCCUUUCUCUCUCCCAGUCCUUGUAUUUUCCCCCUUUCAUAUCCCCAUGAGAAGAGCGAUUUUUGCUUGAUUAUUCUCCGACACCGCAACUGGGAUUUCUAAAAUUGCCACUCCAGCAGCGUUUUGUCAGAUUUAUGAAUUUUGUCAGUGAAGGGAUGCCAUUCUCGCUCUAGCGUGGACACAGCCAGAGGAGGAGGAAAUGGAGGAAGAAGAAAAUAAGGAAGAUCCAGAGAUGACUGACCCCUGUUGACUUACGGAAGAUGAACUCAAGGCCACACUGCUCAAAUAUGGAGUCAAAGCUGGAGCCAUUCAGGACAUGGCGAUGGUGGACAAGUAUACCACGGCUAACCGAUCACCUUGCGUCACCCCAAAGACCUCCUUUUCUAACAGCAUAUCAAGGCACCUACAUUAGCAUGGAGCCGGUCACAGAUGUCCUGAUGGAGUUCCUAGAGACCGACUCUAUACACACUGGCAUUGUUGCCACCUGUCGGAGGCCUAUCAAGGGUGCAGCGGGGCAACCAGUCCAGUUUAAAUACCCAGACCUGCCUGCCAGUCCCAUGACCCUACAGAGACGGGCAUUGGCGCGCUGCCUGGUGCCUCUGUGGGCCCAGAUCCUGGUCUUCCUCAUCUUGACUUGCCUCCUCGAACUCAUCUACUCUGCCAUGGAGCACAGCUCGGACCAUCCUUUUGUGGCCUUGCUGGACAACCUCAGUAUGGGGACAGCGACUGAGGGACUGUCGCUCCAGGAUGACCCUUAGGACUCAUCUGUACACCCUCUCAAGGGAGGAGUAACUCCCCUGCUCUAGGUCUGUGUACUGACUCUCCACCCUUCUCCUAAAGGGAGAAAUCAUUUUAUGCAUGAAUUUAAUAGUGGAUAAAACUUAAUCCAGCCAAUGCUUAUACCAAUCCUAAACUUUAAAAUCCAUGAUGAGAAGUAGUGCACACUUGGGGGUUAAGGAAGGAUGCUCCACAAAUUGGUUUACAGUUGUUGUGAGGAACUUCAUUUGGUCACUGUAAUUCACCUUUACACUUUGGAUGAUGCCACUUUGUUCAAAUAUAUACAGUGAUUGUGGAAGUGCAGAAAAUAAAGUUAUUAGGCCUAAUUUAGAGAAAUAAUACCAUUUUGAGAUUUGUAACUGAAGGGAAGAUGUUGUAUUUAAUUAAAAGUAUGUAUCAAGGAGAACUGAAUGGCAUUACGGCUACAAUUUACACAUUGGUUCAGUUGGGGUUAUCAAAGUCCAGUCUGUGUUAGACUUCAUCAAAGAUGUGAUCAGGGACAGUAUUCUCUUGUUUUAAAGGUUUUGUAAAUGUAUUUUUAUUCAGUUCAGUUUUUGGGCACUGAAAUGUCAAACUAAUAAGCAAUAUUAAAAAAUAUAUUUUGUGAAUACUCAUUACCUUUUCGAACCCAUCUGUAAUUUUUCAGUUUCUAUUUUGGGUGUGAAAUAGCUACUUUAAACAAAAAAUGUUAGGGAAUUCAGUGUUUUUUUUUUUCAAGAGUUGCUUUUGUGUUUGACUUAUUUUUAAUAAAGAGAUUUGUUUCAUUUGGACAUGGUCCCAAAUAAAUAACA